AUGGAUUACCUUCGUCCUCGUUCCGGCUUCCAGCCCUGUGAUACCUUCUUCAUCGAAGAUGACUACCGCCAGCGUGCCGAGAAGCAAGCCAAACAGGAGCACGAUAAGCUUGUUGCUCGUGAACGGCAAUAUGCUAUCGCGGAUCAGCUGUCCAGGCUCACCAGCGAUGAACUUCGGGAUGAUGUUCUGAGCCACAUGCUGGAAAUGGAUGGCCAAACGCUUCCGGACGUCGAAUCGAUUGAUAUCCAAACAGAGAUCCAGUGGUUCAUGCGACCUUACCUUCUUGACUUCCUCAUUGAGGCUCACACAGCUUUCCAGCUCCUUCCAUCAACAUUGUUUCUUGCCAUCAACCUGUUGGAUCGCUACUGCUCCAAGCGUGUUGUGUACAAGCGACACUACCAGUUGGUCGGCUGCGCAGCUCUCCUCAUUGCCGCGAAGUAUAACGACAAGAAGGAUCGGGUGCCUACCGUCAAGGAGCUCAAAUCGAUGUGCUGCUCCCUCUACGAUGACGACAUGUUCAUCCAAAUGGAGUGGCACGUCCUGCAGACCCUUGGCUGGACCAUCGGCCACCCGACUGUGGAUAGUUUCCUCCAGAUCGCUGUCCUGGACGAGAUCUACGACCCGGAGGUGGAACACAUGGCUCUCUACAUCCUUGAGAUUGCUCUGUUCCACCGUGACUUCGUGUCUAAGCCGUCGUCCGAACUCGCUCGGGCCGCCCUGGCGCUCUCUCGUUGCAUCCUGAACCGCCCUCAGCCACGCCACACUCACUGGGCUUCUCAGUAUGACUCGAUGACUCUUGUUGGCUUGUCCCAACAACUCCAUCAGCCAUCCACUGUCGUUGCCCGGAAGUAUGCCUCGGCUCACUACUCGCGGGUCUCCAAGGUGCUGGAGCACUUCCUCAACCGCCAAGCUUCUCUGGCCAGCUAUUCUCGUUCUACCCCGCCGGUCGAGACUCCCGUGGAGUCGAAGCCCUAUGCCGGGGAGAUGGGCCUUGCUACCCCUCAGAAGUCGCAGUUGACAGCUGUUGCGCAUGGAUACCUGACUCCGCCGAUCACACCCGAGAAUGCAGCUUACAUUGCACCCCAUUGGUUGCUCGCCGUCGCCUGCCCAUCGUCCGAGAUGCAGUAUGUGCCAACUGAUGUCUACCAACAACAGGAGGUGAUGUACAUGUCUCAGUCACAGGCAAUGCAGCAAUACCCCCCAGCGCCAAUGGUGGUUGAACCCAGCUAUGCUGGUGCGAUGUAA
Penicillium chermesinum is the source of this 1245-nucleotide messenger RNA. RefSeq lists its product as uncharacterized. The record is from RefSeq and is a predicted model, not a curated record. Gene Ontology annotation, cellular component: centrosome; cytoplasm; nucleus. Lineage: Eukaryota; Fungi; Ascomycota; Eurotiomycetes; Eurotiales; Aspergillaceae. The transcript is spliced from 3 exons. Bases 1 to 1245 code for a protein of 414 amino acids. Gene Ontology annotation, biological process: mitotic cell cycle phase transition; regulation of cyclin-dependent protein serine/threonine kinase activity. Gene Ontology annotation, molecular function: cyclin-dependent protein serine/threonine kinase regulator activity.